ACUCGAGUGGAGUUUGAGAAAUUAUCCGGCAUUAUUUACCUAAUUAUUCGCAAGUUAUAAUUUUUCCGGUAAUUGAUUACUAUCACUAAGAAUGCUUUAAAAUCUCUGCGGGAGACUGUGCAAUAAAGAAAUGGAACUUACUUUUCCAAAGAUGCGGCACCACCGUAUGAUGUUGUGUGUGCUGGCCGUGUGCAACGCCAGCUCACUCGCUGCUGCCAUCAACCUGGUCAUAGUGCUGGACCCAGAGGACAGGAUCUCGGUGCGGCGCGGCGCGGCGCUGACGGCGCUGGGGCUGGUGUACUUCGUGUCGCUGUUCGAGCUGUUCAACGUGGCGGCGCUGCUCACGGGCGCGGGCGCGCGCUUCCGCCGCAAGCACCGCCUCAGCUGCGGCGACGUGCUGGACAUCAGCAACAAGCUGGUGUCGGCCGUGCAGGCCGCGUUCUCGUGCGCGACGGGCGCCGUGGUGUGCGCGUGGUCGUGCACGCGCGACCUGGUCAAGUCGUCGCACUUCAUGUCGGAGGCCUACGCAUGGUUCGGCGCCGCCUACUUCUUCUACGACAUCUGGUCCAUGUACAUGGUACACGUGCACAUGACCACCAAUCUGGAGUACUUCAAGACGAAGCUCCGGCGCGCCUCCAAGCCCGACGCGGCGCUGUCGGCGGGCGACGGCGCGGCCGCCAAGCGCCCGUCGUUCCUGGCCUACUGCCGCCACGAGCCCGUCAUCCUCAUGCACCACGUGUUCAUCGGCGGCUUCGGCUUCCUCGUCAUCAUCUACCUGCGCGGCGGCCUGGGCGACUGCGUGUUCGGCUUCGUGUACCUCAUGGAGCUGUCCACGCCCUUCGUGUCGCUGCGCGGCGUGCUGUCGCGGCUGCGGCUCAAGGGCUCGCGCGCCUACCUGCUCAACGGCCUGGCCAUGCUGCUGGCCUUCCUGCUGUGCCGCGUGCUGUCGCUGCCCUACGCCUGCCUGCUGUACAGCCGCGGCGUGGGCCUGCCCUACCUGGAGGUAACAGGAAAUGAUUACGUUCCUGUGGACUUUGUUGAAAAUAUAGAUAACCAAGAGGCGUGGCAGAGCCGCAUUGUGUCGGGCUGGGAGGCGCGCCCCGGCCAGCACCCGCACCAGGCGUCGCUGCGCAUGGUGAACCCGCAGGGCACGGUGAGCGGCUGCGGCGGCAGUGUGGUGGCACGCCAGUGGGUCAUCACGUCCGCGCACUGCACCGCCUCGCGUGUCACCAUAGUGGUCCGCGCGGGCGUGGUAUCGCUGACCCGGCCGGAAGCCAUCGUGGAGUCCACGCAGUACUACAACCACCCCACGUUCGACUCCAGCAGGCCCAACGUGGUGCAGCCCAACGACAUUGCGCUGGUGCAGCUGCCUAUUAGGUUGCAGUACACCAGGAAUCUACAACCAAUCCGCAUUCAACCAUCAGCAGAUGCUCGGAGGAAUUAUGAAGAGCUCGUUGUGUACGCGAGUGGUUUCGGCCGCACUUGGACUAACGGGCCCACGACGGAGGUACUGCGCUGGGUGUACCUGCGAGGAGUGUCCAACCCUUCAUGCGCCUCGGUGUUUGGCACCAGGGUGAUCACAGACACCACCAUGUGCGCGCGGUUCUUCAACGUCACCUCGCAGUCUGUGUGCCAGGGUGACAGCGGUGGACCCCUCGUGCAUGUGAACGAGCGAGGAGUCCCAAUUCUGGUCGGCGUGAGCUCCUUCGUGGCUGGCGAGCCUUUCGGCUGCCAUUCCGGCAUGCCCAGCGGUUUCGCCCGCCCCGGACCUUUCCACGCUUGGUACCAGUUCAUUACUGGACUCGAUUUUGAAAAUCUAAACGAAGAAGAGGAUACUACAACAGAAACUCCACCUGCAACCACUGUACCUACAUUAACUACUCCUAAUACUACUUUGCCUACCACAACUACUCCGAAUAUAACGAAUCCUACUACUACUACACCAAAUAUAACUAUCCCUACCACAACUAAUCCAAACAUAACGAAUCCCACUACUACUACACCAAAUAUAACUAUCCCUACCACAGCUACUCCGAAUAUAACUAACCCUACUACCACUACGCCAAAUAUAACUAGCCCUACUACUACCAGUACACCCAAUAUUACUAUCCCUACCACAAUUUCCCCCAAUAUUACUACCACUACCCCUACCCCUACAGUGACCACAACUACCACUGUAUCUCCUCCCACUAGUACACCUAAACCAGAAGAUAAUGAUGAGGACGAUGAUGAAGAAGACCCAGAACUUUCGGAACUACUAAAGAGAUUAGAAGUGAAAGUAAAAGUUAUGGUUAGAUUGAGUAAACUCGGAAGAAAAACCCAACAGAUAGCAUAAAGU
Messenger RNA from Pararge aegeria (speckled wood butterfly), 2338 nucleotides. RefSeq lists its product as uncharacterized. NCBI's taxonomy places the organism in Eukaryota, Metazoa, Arthropoda, Insecta, Lepidoptera, Nymphalidae. The coding region runs from base 131 to 2335 and encodes 734 amino acids. Gene Ontology annotation, cellular component: membrane. Gene Ontology annotation, molecular function: serine-type endopeptidase activity. The record is from RefSeq and is a predicted model, not a curated record. The transcript has 13 exons. Gene Ontology annotation, biological process: proteolysis.